Molecule: messenger RNA, 615 nt
Organism: Argentina anserina (silverweed cinquefoil)
Lineage: Eukaryota; Viridiplantae; Streptophyta; Magnoliopsida; Rosales; Rosaceae
Exons: 3
Coding region: 1-615 (204 amino acids)
Source: RefSeq, a predicted model, not a curated record
AUGGCCACUGAUGAGUACAAACUUGUUUUCUUUGAACGAUUAGGUGAUUGUGUCUCCUCAGAUUUCGCAAUGCACAUAUUCUCAACCAGGGAUAGCUCAUGGAAAAUUAUCAGAGCUCCUCACUUGUCAUUCUUCCAAUAUGAAAGCAAGGCUCUUAUAUUUACAAAUGGAGCAUGUCAUUGGUUCUGUAAUGGGGUUGCCAAACGAGCUCUUUAUGCAUUUGAUUUAACAGAGGAGGUGGUCCGUGAAUUGCCAUUGCCGCCUGCUUUGAUGCCAAACAGAAAUAGCAACGAUAUGUAUGCUGCUGAUGCUAGUGUGAUGAAAAAGUAUGACGUCCUCGAAUCCUGGGUUAAAAUGUUUCAAUGUAGUGAGCUCGAUUUACCAGAUUUGUUUGCUUCAAGGCAUCUCAGAUGGAUGCCUGUUUAUGUUACAGAAGGUGGUACAGUUGUGAUCAGCUUCUCUGACAAGGAGUUGGUCAGGAUUGAAUGUCAUAGAGAAGAGAAGCCUUGUAGAGCUAAAGGUUAUGCUAACCACCAAUGUAUGCGGAUUCCAGCCAUCAGAAACUACGAACCAGAAAUGAAGAAGGGUUGCACUCUGCAUACCCAUGCUGGUUAG